AGCAAUUUCCUAUCACCAAAAAUGAUGAUCUUUUUAAAGGGAUUGGGAUUUGGCAGUUUUGCAAGGCAGACAGUAUACACCUUGGAAAAAUAUCGGAAUUUAAGAGAUCUAAACCUUAUCAAACGUGCCAUGAGUGACAAAAAGCGUCCCGUGGUCUAUGUGACCCGGAUUGUGCCUCAAAAAGGUGUUGACCUACUUUCAGAAAAGUGUGAAGUGAGGCAGUGGAAAAGCAGUGACCCAGUUCCCAGGGAGGAGUUUCUAAAACAGGUUGCUGGGGUGGAUGCCUUCUUCUGUUUGCUGACAGAGAAGAUUGAUGCUGAGGUUUUGGAUGCGGCGGGUCCCAAUUUGAAGGCAAUUGGUUCCAUGGCUGUUGGGUUUGAUCAUGUUGACCUCGCAGAAUGCAAGAAGAGGAAUAUUCCUGUUGGCUUCACUCCGAACGUCUUGACGGAUGCAACUGCUGAGCUAACUGUGUCCAUACUGUUAGCGGCUUCAAGAAGAAUCGUUGAAGGAGCUCAUGAGGUCAAGUCUGGUGGGUGGGGGACAUGGGAUCCAUGCUGGUUGUUAGGACAAGGGCUACACAACAGCACUGUUGGUCUUAUUGGGACGGGUAGGAUAGGUCAGGCAGUCAUGAACCGACUUGUUCCAUUCCGUCCAAGACGUUUCCUCUUUUCUGACAAAUAUGAGAGCGAUGCUUGUCUCACCAUCGGUGAAUACGUCGAGAUGGAUACGUUACUCACAGAGGCUGACUUUGUCAUAAGUUGUACGAACCUUACUCCGGAAACUACACGCAUGUUCAAUAAGAACACUUUUGCCAAAAUGAAAUCCAACGCGAUUCUUGUCAACUCUAGUCGAGGUCCGGUUGUGGAUAUGAUGGACUUAUAUGAAGCGCUCAAGUCUGGUCAGAUUCGUGCUGCAGCACUGGAUGUGACAGUACCAGAGCCAUUGCCACCAUCCCAUCCCUUGCUCACGCUGAAAAAUUUAGUUGUAGUUCCUCAUAUAGGGAGUGCUACUGAAGAGGCAAGGACGGACAUGGCUACGUUGACGGCCAGGAACAUCCUUGCUGUACUUGAAGGAAAAGAAAUGCCAGCUCAGUUAACAUAAGAUUGACAGAGUUUGGGUUGGGAUGUACUAACAUGUAGAACAAAUAUCUUGGUUAGACUGGCAGCAAGCACUCUAGGCUGCAGGCCGGUGUUAUUGGUGCUUUGGGUCGGAGAAUAGUCAAUGAGUAUCACUAUCGCUAGUUUUUUUAGGACGGUCCCAGACAAGGUGGUGAUUGACAAAACUGCCCGAUUUGCUGACAACUUGCAGGUGUGCCUUACUGGUGACCAAUUGUAGUCAUACACUGAGUGAGAACUUGAUUAGAGAAUGGUGCAGGUGUCAUGGAAAUAGUGAUUGUUAAGAUAAGUUAUUGAUGUGCUAUUAACAGCACAAUGGGUGAUAUGAAUAAAGACCAGCAAAUGCUUUUGUCCAGAAAGGCCUAGUAUAAAUGUACAUGGAGUUUUAGAUAAAAGCAUUUACUGGUCUUUAUUCAUGUCACCCAAUGUGCUGGGUUGUUAAUGCUCAACUCUUGUUUAUGCAAUCAAGGUAAACAUUCAUAGAAUAAUGGAGGUAACCUUUGAUGAUGAAAUAAAUCACUUGUUUUCAAAAUUAAAA
Lineus longissimus is the source of this 1653-nucleotide messenger RNA. Its product is annotated as glyoxylate reductase/hydroxypyruvate reductase-like. Gene Ontology annotation, cellular component: cytosol. The record is from RefSeq and is a predicted model, not a curated record. Lineage: Eukaryota; Metazoa; Nemertea; Pilidiophora; Heteronemertea; Lineidae. The transcript is spliced from 4 exons. Gene Ontology annotation, molecular function: hydroxypyruvate reductase [NAD(P)H] activity; NAD binding; glyoxylate reductase (NADPH) activity. The coding region runs from base 22 to 1101 and encodes 359 amino acids.